Molecule: messenger RNA, 2419 nt
Organism: Anguilla anguilla (European eel)
Lineage: Eukaryota; Metazoa; Chordata; Actinopteri; Anguilliformes; Anguillidae
Gene: chordc1a
Product: cysteine and histidine-rich domain (CHORD) containing 1a
Exons: 11
Coding region: 228-1244 (338 amino acids)
Source: RefSeq, a predicted model, not a curated record
UAGCCUCACCCUCAACCUUCGCGAAGUUUCCCGAAGCGCCCGGUAAUUUCCGGAAAUAACAGUGAAACAAACGGAUAGUCGAAUCUCUUUAGCUAGCAACCUGAAAGUACAACCACGCACAGGCGGCUUCGGCGUUUGUGUCUUCCUGUAUCUGGCUAGCAACCACCAGCGUUAUAUUUGAUAACACAUUUAGCCAUAUUUCGUUUGAGUUUGUGCAGUGCUUUAUUAUGUCUUUGCUGUGUUACAAUAAAGGUUGCGGACAACGCUUUGACCCAGACAAAAACCCAGAUGAUUCUUGUACUUACCACCCUGGGGUUCCUGUCUUUCACGAUGCACUAAAAGGUUGGUCUUGUUGUAAAAGACGGACGACUGACUUCUCUGAUUUCUUAAGCAUUGCUGGGUGUACAAAGGGCCCACACAAUAAAGAGAAGCCUCCUGAACCUGUGAAACCAGAUGUCAAGACAUCUGGUGAGAAGAAAGAACUAGAGGACCUGAAACCAAAGUUCAACGAGUAUGUUAUCCAAGCACCAAAACCCGUGGAGUCAAUUCAGCGACCAAGUGGCGAUGAGCCUAUUAUUAGGCUACAGCAAAAAGUCUCCCUCUCUCUGAAGCAGUCAUUGGAAAAACUGAAGCUAUCUGAAGUCAGUGAGCCCGAGAAGAAAGAGGAGGAGGGUGAUGAAGUGAAGAUUGGGACAUCCUGCAAAAAUGGAGGCUGUUCAAAGACUUUCAAUGGACCAGGAAGCAACGAGGAGGCGUGUAUGUAUCAUCCAGGAGUUCCCAUUUUCCAUGAAGGGAUGAAGUACUGGAGCUGCUGCAAGAGGAAAACCUCAGAUUUUAACACCUUUCUGUCCCAAGAGGGCUGUACAAAAGGAAAGCACCUAUGGAAGAAAGAGGACACAGGGAAGAAGAUUGUGCCCUGUAGGUUUGACUGGCACCAGACAGGCAGCCAGGUCAUGAUCUCUGUCUAUGCCAGAAACUCCAUUCCAGAGUUGAGCUUUGUGGAGGGGAACAGCACAAAGCUCAAUAUCCACAUCAUAUUUGAAGGGGAAAAGGAAUUUCAGCACAACAUCGAUUUGUGGGGUGUCAUCGAUGUGAACAAGAGUGUCAUGAACAUGAUGGCAACAAAGAUUGAGAUUGCCAUGAAGAAAGCAGAGCCGAUGACGUGGGCCAGACUCGAUCUACCUCCGGUGAAAAUUCAGCCUGCAGAAAAGAAGGAAAAUGCAGACGAAGACCCCGAUGAUUAAAAAAGCGCAUACACAGAUUAUUGAGACCACAGUGUCAGGGACGAACGGCAUACUGAGGUGACUUGGUCAUUUUGGCAUACUGUAGAGAAUCCACAUCCUAUUUUUCUCCCCCAGAUACUCUGUACUGUAUCCUCUGAACAAUUUUAACCAUCGUUUACCUCUGAAUACCCGAGACAGGACCAGAGCCAGCAGGUUACCAUAGCUACAAAUCCAGAAAGUGUGCUUAUAAUAAGAAACAUGGGUAAUGUAUGCAGUGGUUCAAAUUUAGGGUAACCUCGAAGUUUGUCAAAAUCAAUUUUGUUUUCAGCCCUUUUCCCCCGCUGUGCACUAAUGCUAUUUUUCUGUACUUUCUUUUUGUUUUCUUACUCUUGGCAUUCCACUGUACAGAAUUCACUUAUAGCUACACUAUAAGUGAAAGAGAUUUUAACUACUUCUCAAAGUGGGUUUUCUCAAUACAGGUACCCAUGUCCAGGUUAUGUUUUGAUUUAGUAUUUUGUGGAUUGCCAGCUGCACCCUUCCCCUCCACAACCAAAUAUUCAUUUCCAAGCAUGUAUUCAAACUGCCCUGGUCUUGAUAUGGCAGUGUAUGUUAUGAGAUUCAGUUAACGUUAGCUAGUGGGAAUGCAAAUCUGGUUACAGUAGGUGCAUGCUUUUUCAUGACUGAUUGUGCAGUAUACAGUAGGCCUUUUGUAUUAUAAAGGCUAUUGCGCAUUGGUAUACUGAAUGCACUUUGAUUUGUAUUGUGCCACUCUGCUUAAUGUAUACAGAAGCAUGAGGAGGAACAUUAAAUUAUUGGCAGCACAGAUGAACCUGGCUAAUAUCCUCGUUUAGCAUUUUUUGAAACCACUGGUUACAGUUUGUCAUUUUAACCCAGUUAAUAUUACACCUGCUGCAAUACCCACAAUAUUUGUCUGAACUGCACUGGGGAUAUUAACAGCUUUCAACUGUAUUUUCAUUUCCACAGUGAAUACGUGGAUUUAUACUGCAUAAUUGUAUCUUUGUUGUUUUUUUUUUUUUCAAAAGUGUACCAACAUUGAAGUGGCUGUGCUCCUUUUCUCCAUUGCAUUUAAUCUUCAUUCGACUAAUUCAUGACCCUCAAGCUCAGUUUGGUUUUAAAGCGGAUUCAGAAGUUUAAUUUUCCUAUAGCCACGGUGAAUAAAAAUCAUGGAAAAUGUU